AUGGACGACGAGGAGAAGGCCCUCGUCGCCCGGGGCAAGCGCAAGCUGCUCCAGGUGAAGAUCGCGAACCUGAGCGCGCUCAUGUUGAAGGUCGGCCCGGAGCCGGGGCCCUACGGCAGCGCGUCCAAGGUCACGGACGAGAUGAAGCGCUUCGCCGAGGAGUGCAUCGCCGAGCCCACGAGCCUCGCGCGGUUCCUGAAACGGCCCGAGCUGCCCGCGCUCCGCGCGUCGGGCGACCUGCGGUGGCGCGCGUUCGUCGACGGCGUCCGCGACGUCGGCAUCGUCGGCGUCGGCCCCCACGCCCAGUGCCACGCCAUCAUGGGCACGGUGGCCGCCAUCUGCCGCAAGAUGCGCGACGACCCCUACCGGCCGCCGCCGCCGCGGAAGGAGGGCCGCGCGUUCGCCCGGGACACGGCCGAGACGCGGACGCCCGCGACGGCGGGCCUCUUCUCCAAGGAGGCGACGCGCCUCGCCCGGGAGAAGCGCGACGCGAAGCGCGCCGCGUUCGCCGCGAAGCGCGCGCUCGAGGCCGCGGAGGACGCGGCGCGCGAGGCCGCGUACGCCGCGGCGGACGCCCGGGAGCUCGAGGCGGACCGUGCGGCCGCCGACGACGCCGCCGCGGCGGCGGCGGCGGCGCUCGACCGCCCCGAGGUCGUCGACGUCACGGGCGACGUCGUCGACGGCGCGGACGCGGCGAGCUUCUUCUCGACGUGGGGCGUGAGCUGGCGGACGCACGAGUCCGCGCUGUCGGACAUGUACUCCGCGCAGAAGUCGCUGACCUUUUUGGUGGCGUCGUCGCCCUCGAAGAUCUGGAGGAAGAUCUCCGUGUCGUCGACGGUGACGGGCAUGUUGACGAGGAGCUUGGGCGCCGCCGGCGGCUCGGGCGCCGCGGCCUUCUCCGGCUCGGCCUUGGGCGCCGCGGGCGUCUCGCGCUUCGUCUCGAUGAUGUCGGGCAUGCUGAAGGCGUCGGCCAUCGUCACUAAGGUCGUGCGCGCGUGCGUCAAGGAGAGCCUCCAGCCGAAGAUGGCCCACGAGGGCAAGAUGUACUACACGGUCAUCAAGUACGCCGAGGGCGCCAAGGAGACGUCCCGGGAAAGCUUCGGCCCCCUCAUCGCGCGCGCCAUGCCGCGGCGGCGCAAGUCCCUGGCGACGGCCUGGCGCGACAACUGCGCCAAGGCCGACGAGGCGCCGACGAACUCCGUCCGCCAGUCGGCGCGGGACCUCUUCCGCGCGGCGAGCUCGGCGCGCGCGUCCAUGACGCUGCGGCGGCCGAAGCAGCGCGUCGGCGAGGCCCACGACAAGACCUUCGAGGAGGGCGGCGUCGCGCGGUGGAAGCUCAAGGAGUGGCUCCUGGGCCACGGCCUCGGGCAGUUCGUGCUCCUCUUCGUCGUCGCGUGCGGUCUGGUGCUCAGCGGCGCGGCGGCGUGGAUCGGCACGGGCGCGGCCAAGACCUCCGACUACAACAUGAGCUUCCGCGACGCCGUCUGGUUCUCCUGGGGCGUCUUCUUCGACCCGGGCACGCAGACGGGCCUCGCCGGCGACGAGCGGCUCGCGCCCAAGGUCGUCGCGGUCGUCUUCUCCAUUUUAGGGUUCGUCUUCAACCUCGUGCUCCUGGGCCUCAUCGUGGAGCGCGUGCGGCUGAUCAUGGCGACCUGGGUCCAGCGCUACGGGAAGACCGUGGUCACGGGCCACAUCUUGGUGCUGGGCUGGACGGACCGGACGCUCUUCCUGUUGGGCGAGAUCGCGGAGAUGGCCCAGUCCCACGCCGAGGGCUGGGACCGGGAGGUCAUCGUGGUGCUGGGCGAGCUCGACGAGCGGACCAUGCGCGGGGAGAUCGUCCAGGCGUUCCCGAGUUGGGGCCGCGCGUUCCCGAACGUGGAUGUGGUGUGUCGCGAGGGCAAGUCCUUCGAGGUCGAGGACCUGGCCAAGGUGAGCGCCCAGGCCGCGGCGACGAUCAUCUCGCCGCGCGACGCGGACGCGCAGACCGUGUCGACGGUUCUAGCGCUCCGCGCGAUGGCCGCGGCGCCGCAGUCCGCGCUCCUCGCCGAGCUGCGCCUCUCGCAGUCGACGCACGUCUUCCAUCGCCUGGGCGGCGAGCGGCGGUUGGUGCCCAUCCUAGCGGCGACGCUCGUGGACGCGGUCCUCGUGCGCUGCGCGCUCGCGCCCGCCGUCGGGGCCGUGUGCCUCGAUUUGUUGAGCUUCAAGGGCAACGACGUCGAGGUCGUCGACGCCGCGCUCGCCGGCGUCGAGGGCCUGUGCUUCGGCGAGGUGCGGCGGCGCUUCGAGGACGCCGUCGUGCUGGGGCUGGCGCCGGACGGCGCGACGCACGUCGUGUUGGCGCCGUCCGACGACGUGCGGGUCCGCGCGGGCGACGGCUUGGUGGCCGUGGCCCACGACGCGUCCUUCGCGGACGCGAAGAAGCGGCCCCCCGACAAGGGCGGGAGCAAGGUCGCGCCGGCCGACGACUGCAAGGCCUCGGCGCCGGAGGACGGCGCGGACAUCGUGCUGGAGCCGACGAAGCGGGUGCUGGACGUCGCGCUCGUCGGCUGGAACGCGCGCGUGGGCCCGCUCUGCCGCGAGAUCGACCGCCACGUCGGCGCCGGCAGCCGCGUGCUCAUCCUGUCCGAGAAGCGCCUCGAGGAGCGGCGCGUGCUCCUCGAGGAGGAGGGGCUCGCGCUCGACGGGUCCAAGCUCGCGAUCGUCGAGGAGCCGGGUCUGGCGAACGCGACGCUGGAGCACCUCGUGGGCUUCCCGACGGACAAGACGCAGCUCAAGCGCCUACCCCUCACGAGGCUCGAGGCCGCCAUCGUCAUGGCCGACGAGGCGAGCGACAAGCGCGCGACGGGCGGCUCCGAGCUCCAGCUCCAGGACUCGGAGACGGUGACGUCGACGGUGCUGCUCCGGGACCUCCACGAGCGCCUCGUCAAGCACGGCCUCGCGACGAACACGCUGACCAUCGUGCCCCAGCUGCUCGACAUCCUGACGGCGCGCGUCUUCGCGACGAACGCGGACAUCCUCGAGGAGCGCGCGGAGACGACGUACGACUCGUCGGACAGCGAGGACGACUACGAGCGGUUGCCGGACGCCAAGCCCGACGCGACCUUCGCGCCCAUCGGCAAGACGCUCAUCGUGCACCGCAACUUCCUGGAGACCGCGGCGCUGACGUCGUCCGCGCUGUCCGAGUUCGGCGUGCAGACGAUCCGCGCGCUCCUGGGCCUCGACUUCCGGCUCGGCCGCCACGCCGUCGGCGAGCCCUGCCUGCGGGCCCUGGACGCGGCGGACGUCCUCGGCGAGCGCGUCGCGUCCUACGGCGACGCGGCGGACGCGGUCCGCCGGCGCACGGGCGGCGUGCUGCUGGGCUGGUCGCGGCUCCGGCGCGGCCCGCCGCGCUUCGACCGCGACGUCGCCUACGACCCGCCCGUCGUGAACCCGACGGCCAAGGGCGAGCCCCUGCCCUGGCAGCGGGGCGACGGCCUCAUCGUCGCGCUGCCCCCGUCGACGUACCGGCGCCAGAGCCUCGCCGCGCGCGCCAAGUUCAAGGCCGUCCGCGCCUUCUCCAAGGGCCUGCUGCUGCCCUAA
Aureococcus anophagefferens is the source of this 3579-nucleotide messenger RNA. RefSeq lists its product as hypothetical. Lineage: Eukaryota; Pelagophyceae; Pelagomonadales; Pelagomonadaceae. The record is from RefSeq and is a predicted model, not a curated record. Bases 1 to 3579 code for a protein of 1192 amino acids. The transcript is spliced from 6 exons. Gene Ontology annotation, biological process: monoatomic ion transport.